AUGACGACACAAAUACCUUCAAACGAUGAAGAUAUUGACGAUCAAUUAUACAAUCGUCAACGGUAUGUAUUGGGUGAUGAUGCAAUGAAACGCCUACGACAACAUCAUGUAUUAAUAAUUAAUGCUGGUGGUUUAGGCAUUGAAAUAGCUAAAAAUGUUGUUCUUGCUGGUGUACAUAGUAUAACUUUACAAGAUACAAAUAAUACAAAUAUGUUAGAUCUUGCUACACAAUAUUAUUUACAUGAAGAAAAUAUUGGAAAGAAUCGAGCAGAAUGUAGUUUAGAAAAACUACGUGCAUUAAAUGAUUAUGUUAAAGUUCAUGUAUCAACAAAAUCACUUUCUGAUUGUACAAAUGAAUAUUUUCAACAAUUUACAUGUAUUGUUGUAACUGAAUGUACUCUUGAUGAAAUGAAACGAAUCAAUGAAUUAUGUCGAAUAAAUAAUAUUAUCUUUAUUAUGGCUGAUAUUUAUGGUGUUUUUUCACGAUGUUUUGUUGAUUGUGGAAAUCAACCAUUUACUGUAUUUGAUAAAGAUGGUGAACAAUCAAAAGAAGUAUUUAUUAAUCAUAUAUCACCAGAAGGAAUUGUUACAGUAGCAGGUGAUGAACGACAUCCAUUUCAAGAUAAUGAUAUUGUUUUAUUUCGAGAAUUAAUUGGAUUAGAAAACUUAAAUAAAUGUGAAAGAACUGUUAAAGAUCUUAAUAUUCAUCAAUUUUCUAUUGGUGAUAUAUCAUCUCUUGGUGGAGAAUAUAAACGUGGAGGAAUUGCACGUGAAGUAAAACAACAAAUACAAAUUAAUUUUAAAAGUUUAAAUGAACAAAUUAUUAAUCCAAGAAUAUUAACAAUUGAUGGCUCAGAUUAUUGGACAAAGAAUAUUACUGGAGAAAUACCACAAUUAAUUUAUGUACAUGUUAUUAUGUUAGCUAUAAGCGAAUUUAAACAAUUAUAUCACCGAUUACCAGAACCAAUUGAAAUUAAUGAGGAAAGUGAUCAAAUAAAACUUACAAAUUUAGCUAAAAAAUAUUUAAAUGAAUUAAUAUCGAAAGAUCAUUCCAUUGAUGAAGAUCGUUUUAAUCGUCUUAUUAAAUAUCUUUUAUAUUCAGCAAAAGGCUCAUUUGCUCCAUUAUGUUCGGCAAUGGGUGGUUUUGUUGGUCAACAAGUAUUAACAUCAAUUACUGGCAAAUUUACUCCAAUUCAACAAUGGCUUUAUCUUGAUGCCUAUGAACUGAUUAAAGAAAUUUCUUUCGAAGAAGAAUAUAAUCUAAUAAAAUCAAUAACACCAGAUCGAUAUCAAUCAUUAAGAUUAUGUAUUGGUGAUACGCUUGUCCAAUGUCUUGCAAAACAACGUUUAUUUAUGGUUGGUUGUGGUGCCAUUGGAUGUGAAUUAUUAAAAUUAUUCGCAUUACUUGGUGUCGGAAGAAAUGGACAAAUCACAAUAACGGAUCAUGAUCAUAUAGAAAAAUCCAAUUUAAAUCGUCAAUUUUUAUUCCAUAAACAACAUCUUAAUCAACCAAAAUCAACAAUCGCUGCAGAAUCAGCUCAUGAUAUGAAUAAAGAACUUAAAAUCAAAUCAUAUACAUUAAAAGUCGGUGUUGGAACAAGUGACAUAUGCUCGGAUAAAUUUAUUUCUGAUCAAACAAUAAUUGUUAAUGCAUUGGAUAAUAUCGAAGCAAGACGUUAUAUGGAUUCACGAUGUGUUACAAAUAAAAAACCUUUAAUUGAAUCAGGAACGAUGGGUCCUAAAGGACAUACAUUUGUUGUUGUACCAUUUAAAUCCGAAUCUUAUUCCAAUCAAAAUGAUCCCAUCGAUAAAGAUGUUCCAUAUUGUAAUGUUAAAUCAUUUCCAGCUAAUAUUGAACAUUGUACAAUAUGGGCAAGAGAAAAAUUUGAAAGUACUUUUCAUAUGAAACCAUCAUUAUAUAAUAGUAUUAUGUCACAAGCAAAUAUUUGGAGUCGUAUUAGUAAUGGAGAAACAAUUGAUGAUUUACCGAAAAUUUAUAAAUUUAUGAAACGAAAAUGUACAAAUUGGAAUGAAUGUGUGAAUUUAGCAAGGGAAAAAUUUGAUAAAUAUUUUUCACAUAAAGCACGAGAUUUAUUACAUAAAUUUCCAGCUGAUAUGGUUGAUGAUAAAGGAAUUCUGUAUUGGAAAUUACCAAAACGAGCACCGACUCCAAUUGACUUUGAUAUCAAUGAUGAUCUUCAUUACAAUUUUGUUUUAUCUUGUGCAAAAAUUUUCGCUAUCAUAUAUGCUAUUCCAGUACCAAACGAACAAAUCAAUAAUGUUGAAAAAAAUAAAAAUAUAAUUUCAGAAACAAAAAUUGAACCUUGGCAACCAAGAAAUAAAGUUAUUAUAACUGAUCCAACUGUUGCAAAACCAACACAAUCAAAACAUGAAGGUGAUAUCAGUACAGAUGAAUGGAAAUUUGCACAAGAGCGAACAAAAGAUUAUAAAGCUUCACCAAUUCCAUUUGAAAAAGAUGAUGAUUUUCAAAUAGAUUUUAUUGCAGCUGCAACAAAUUUAAGAGCUCAAAUGUAUGGACUUGAAGCAGGUGAUCGAUACGAAAUCAAACGAAUUGCUGGACGUAUUGUACCAGCAAUUGGAACAACAACUUCUACUGUAUCUGGUCUUAUUAUAAUAGAACUUGUUAAGUUAUGUCUCAGUCAGCUAAAAGAACUACCAUUAGAAAUUUACAGAAAUUUUUAUAUUAAUAUCGCAUUACCAUUCUUAAUUGCUAGUGAACCAUUAGCAUGUACAGUACAAAAAAUUGGAAAAUUUGAUGUUAAUAUUUGGUCAAGUUUUGAAAUAAAAGGAAAUCCUAAUAUGACUUUAGAAGGAUUUAUUCAAGAAGUUGAAAAAAAAUAUGAUAUUAAACCAGUAUUGAUUUCUGAAGGAGUUAAAUCAGUUUAUGCACCAUGGAUGCCAAAAGCAUCAUCACAACUAAAACGAAAAAUGGAUGAAUUACUUCCACACAAAGCUAAUGUAACAUAUUCAGAUUUAGUAGUUUUACCGGAUGAUAAUGAUAUGGAUGUUCAAACGGAUGGUAAUAGCGAAGCUACACCACCACCUAUUCGUUACUAUUUCAAUAGUUAA
Molecule: messenger RNA, 3090 nt
Organism: Adineta steineri
Lineage: Eukaryota; Metazoa; Rotifera; Eurotatoria; Adinetida; Adinetidae
Source: the annotation of a GenBank genome assembly